Molecule: messenger RNA, 1212 nt
Organism: Closterium sp. Naga37s-1
Lineage: Eukaryota; Viridiplantae; Streptophyta; Zygnematophyceae; Desmidiales; Closteriaceae
Source: the annotation of a GenBank genome assembly
AUGGGCACGUCUCGCCCUCGCAAUUUUCUGCUCGCGCUCGUCCUCGUGGCGUCUCUGAACCUCCUCGCUGUUUUCGCGGCGAUCCCUCCGGAUGGGUACUACGAAGUGAGCGAGUUUUCCGGUCUCGAGGAAGCAUACGACGCGCGCGCGCUCCUCGAGGCCGACAACGAGGCUGCAGUUGACUCCGUUGACUGGGUUGAAUCCGAUAACUCGGAGGAUCCGCGAAUUCUGGCGGAUGUGGCGGCAGACUUGAAGCAGCCGUCCGAGUCGGACGGCGGCAGUGGCAGCGCGAAGAAAUCGCCGCUCGACGGUAAGGCGGGGAGGAACGCGCGCGCGCCAGUGGACUCAACGGCGCCCGAGGAGGGCAAGUCCAGCGCCGCGGCGCCCAAGAAGGGGAAGCAGGGGACGAAGAGGAACUGCGUGCGGCGUAGGAGAGGCAGGUGCGUCAAGUGGGCAGCGACGAAGAAGCAUCAUGCCAGAGUGACCAAGAAGACGGGAACCGGCGGCCUGAAAACUGCUGACAAGGCAUCCGAGAAGCCGAAGGGCGCUGAUAGUGGCGUGCCGGCAGUUGGGAAGCAGGAGGCGGCACCCGUCAGCACCUUUGAGUCGACUCAAAAGAAGGGGGCGGGAGCUGUCAGCAGCUCGGGCGCCGACAGCAACUCGGGCGCAGCCCCCCAGCCGCGCGCGCUUCUCGGGGUCGAUGGCGAUGACUCCAUUGAAUCCGUUGACUCCGUUGACUUCGAGGACCCGCGGGUGCUCCGUGAUGUGGCGGCGGACUUGAAGUGGUCGUCGGAUGAUUUCAGCGGCGCCGUGAAGAACUCGCUCGGGCAGGCGGGGAGGAACGUGCGCAACUCGUUCGACAGAACGUUCCGCACUGGCCAUUUCGCGCCUAAGAGGAAGCCGCAGCGCGGGGGGAAACCCGGGAAGAAGCCGAGGAAGGGCAACGCGGGAUCUGGACCCAAGGGGCUUGCGCUUGAUCUGAAGGCCAGCGUGGGAUUGGGCGUUAAGAUUUCUGCCCCUGGGAAGAAGUCAGUGAAGGGUAACGCCGCGGGCUCGCCUGUCCCCAAGCCGCCUGUUCCCGCCGCUGGCACGCCGGGGGAGGGGGGGCGAGGAGGCGGAUGCGAGGGGGGCUGCUAUAUGUUUGUGCUAUCGCAGGGGCGUGCGGGAGCAUCAGAGGUGGUGUGGAGGGCGGGAGAUGAAGGGGCAAGAUAG